CACGAUAACGCCAUACGUUUAUGGUUCUGUUUUGAAAGAUGUGUUGGAAAGUUCUAGUGAGUUGUUGGUACAGUGAGAAAUAUUCUGGUUAAAAUCCCAUGUUAAGGACAUCAUGGAUGAAAUUGAUGCAGUGCCAUCAAAUUCCAAGCAUACAGAGUCUGCUGAGUUUGAAGCAAAGAAUGGCAUCUCCAUGUUGCCUUGUUGCAUCAAGAGUGACUUUAAAUUUGAAUCGCAGAACACCAAACAACUACAUAAAAUUAUUUUUAAUACUGGAGGGCAUAAAAGAAUCAGAGAGUUGGUUCUUACGCAUUCUGAUCUGCAGAAUUUACCAAGUAGUUUUAUCCUCAACUUGGGAAAUCUUAUUCACUUGAAUCUUGAAGAUAACAAGCUUAGUCAACUACCAUUAAUCAUGAGGAAACUCUUGAAGUUACAGCACUUAAACAUUUCUCAUAAUUGCUUCAAGGCUUUAUCAGAGGACAUUGGAAACCUGAUCAUGUUACAGACUUUAAGAUUAGAGAAUAAUAGUCUUGUUGAUUUGCCAGAAAAUAUAUGCAAUCUUAUGAAUCUCCGGGAACUGAGCAUUGCUAACAACAGCCUCAAAACUUUACCGAAUGGUAUUGGAAAACUUGCGAAGUUAGAGCACUUGGAUAUUUCUGGGAAUUUGCUAGAAGAUUUGCCUAAAUCUAUGUUUCAGCUUACAAAUCUAUGCCACUUUAAUGCUGCAUCCAAUAAAUUAUCAUAUCUGUCAGAAAGUUUCACUCAUUUAAAUAAACUCAGAACAUUAAACCUUGCUCAUAAUGUAAUGUAUGAAGUACCAUAUUGCCUUUUCACUGGAUUACCAAAUGUCUCAGAGUUGGAUUUGUCACAUAAUUAUAUCAGAAAUUUUAGUGAGGCACCAAAUUGUACCAGCAAGCUUAGAAGGCUGAAACUUGAUUACAACAGCUUAUUAACCUUACCUCAGUGGAUCUUUAGAGACACAUGUAAAUGUCUGUUAAAACUGGACAUUUCUUGCAACAAAUAUAUGAAUGGUAUCAGCAAUGAAAUUUAUUCUUCUGCAAGCAAUUUAAAGAUGCUUGAUCUUUCUAACUGUGCGCUUUCAACUACAAGUGUUGUCUUUUUACAUAGACUGAAAAGUUUGGAAUAUCUGAAUAUGGGAAAUUAUAAAUACAGAACUGUUAAACACAAAAUGUGUGCUGGUAAUAUAUUCUGGGAUCUACCAAUUGGUGAGCUGAAGAAGAGCUGUCAUCUCCAAGUUCUGAUCCUCUGCAAUGUAGGACUGGCUGCCAUAUCGGAAGAUAUUAUCCAGUUGAAAGUGUUACAAUACUUGGAUCUCUCCUCAAAUAAACUUCAUUGGCUGCCUAAUUCAUUCUCUGAUCUAGUAAAUUUGAAGUCAUGCCAUCUAUCGAACAACACUCUAGCAGUAUUACCAGUGCAGCUAGGAAACUUGGAAGGACUGAAAGAGCUCAGCUUAGAUGGCAAUCAGCUUCAUUCAUUGCCAGAGAGCAUGGCAAAACUUCAACACCUUGAACUUCUGGAUCUAUAUGAUAAUACACUUGAAGAAGUGCCGGAAGUCCUGAGAAGUAUGCCCAGUCUUAAAUCACUGGAUUUGGAAUGGAAUUGCUUUGAUGUAUUACAGUCUCUAAAGGAUGAUAACUUCUUGGAUAGAUACAUUCAAAUGAAAUGUAGUAUGCGGUCAAGACUGACAGGGUUCUUGUCUCCACGAAUGGAUUGUAAGAGGCCACCACUGGAGUGUGAUAGUCCGUCAUUGGGUUAUGAGUUGUGUGUUUCUGCAGAUUAUCCAAAUUCAAGUAAUUUUAGUGAAGAAAUGGAAAGAGAAGAUUUUUCUGGUUUAAGCCAUUGUACUUCAGACAUAAACAGAGAAGAGGAGGAAGAAAAUUGGGACUUGUCAGAUGACAUCAAUGACAGCUUUGAUCCAUCCUUUUUACCUACAUCUCAAAAGAAGAAAGUAAGGCAUCAGCGUGCACUCAUUGUGAUGGGAUCUCUCAUCUCUUCUCCAGAUAAUUUCUGUCCUGCAGACGUUCAUGUUCCUCCAGUGAAAACUUUGGGACCACUAACACAGAAAGAAAUCCCCAGUGCUGAAAAUAAACAUUGGAUUCCACAUUUUGAAGUGACUGUGAAGAAAGAUUAGCUGACAUACCAGUUGAUGGACCACAUGAUCGAUUGUUAGAGCCUUGACUGUCUAUCGGUGCAGAAAAGGUAACGCUAAGCAAUAAGAUGCUGAUAGCAAUCUCGUUCACUUGAUUCUCAGCCAGCAUGGAUUGAAGCUUUGAAAAUUUAGUGUAACUUCCAUAUUCAGUGAGAAACUUCUGUCUGGAGACAGCAGAAUGAAGACAUUUCUGGCCACAUGUAGGUGCAGUUGAUAUGAAACCAAAUCAGAUGUGGGAAGCAGCAUUUUAAAUGAAUGUUUGGCUAAUUUCACCAGAAAAGUAUGCAAGCCUAGCCAAUGAUAUCACAGGAAGUGAUCUUACUAAUUUUAUUUUAGUGUUUUAUUAAUUUUUACUUUGGGUACUUCUCUGGUUAUUCAGUAAAUCUGAGAAAGAUCAGAAUUAGAGGUGCAGGGUAUAAGGACCUGAAAGUAUUCCUACUAAAACCCUUCAGUGCUUAUAGCUGACAUUCCAGUCUCAGUAAUAAGUUCUCCACCCAGCUACAUGAGGUUUGUGUAACACUUGUUAUAACUUGGCUUCUGGCAGACACAUUUAGGGAGAACAAGCCACAGUGCCACACAUGUUUCAUAACGGAACACAACCGCUCCCAAAGCACAGUGAAGAGCAAGAAAGGUAUUAGGCAUCAUAAUGGUAAUGGCAGUGUCUUUCCCAGGCACCCCACAGAAACCAUUAAAACUUCUUUUCAUCAGCAUCCGUUUUGCUGAGGGUUAACCAUGCCACCAUGAUUUUCUUAUGCAGUUCUGUCUUAACAGGGCACAACGAAUACUGUCAGUUGGUUGAAGCCAAGUAUUACAAUAGUAUCACUGAACAAUAAAGUAUUUUUUAUUAUAGUGCCAGUAGCACCUACACUGUCUGUUACUGUCAGUUAGUGGCACACCAUUCAUUAUGAUAGCAACUACUGCUAUGUAUUGUGUGUUCCAGAAGGGGCAUUAAUAUGCAGAAGUGUCAAUUGACAGCUGCAUUUAGAAACAGCCCACAACAUAGCUUACAUAUUAGUCAAAAUGGUUGGUUGUAAGUACAAAAUGUUAUGUGAGAAAAUAUUGAUAUCUGCUAUUCAUAUAAUGCAAAAGACAUUGAGAAUGUUGAUUUAUUGCUCAUUAUUUUAUUUUCUCUGUGAUAACCACUUCAAAUAAGUUGUGAAACAUAGGACUUGAAGUUCUUACAGCAGUGAUUGUGAAGAGUUAUAUCUUCUGAGAUACAUGACAUGGAGUCUGUUGAAAGUUAAUGAAGUUAUGAAAUAUAUGCAAAGUUAAUAGUUUUUUUUUUUUUUUGCUACUUAUGUCCCUUUUAUAUCCCAUUGUACAAAAUAAAGUUAUGUUAUAGGCUUUUGAAAUUGUCAUGUAUUUGUGUGCACUCCAUAUUAUGCUUUUUAAUUUCCUGCAGUUGGUAGUAACAGUAUGAUGAAUGCAGAAACUUGCGUGAUGGGAGAAGCAUUAACAUCUCUUUAUCUAGGUUCUUGAAAUUAAGUACAGUAAUAGAUCUUCACAAAGAUAUUCAGCUUUGUUUAUUUACACCAAACACAUGACUAGUUUCAUAAGUUAUAUAUUCAUUUGAUUUCUUGUUUGCAUGUAAUUGUCAAGAAAUAUUUGUGACUCUAUAUGUUAUAUACAUGAACAUGAGAACAUGUAUUUAGUUUCACUGGGAAUUUUUUAUUGAAAAUUAAAUGUGUUCA
Cryptotermes secundus is the source of this 3858-nucleotide messenger RNA. Its product is annotated as leucine-rich repeat protein SHOC-2. The transcript has 6 exons. The coding region runs from base 113 to 2149 and encodes 678 amino acids. The record is from RefSeq and is a predicted model, not a curated record. Gene Ontology annotation, molecular function: protein binding. Lineage: Eukaryota; Metazoa; Arthropoda; Insecta; Blattodea; Kalotermitidae.